Schistocerca gregaria is the source of this 852-nucleotide messenger RNA. RefSeq lists its product as uncharacterized. Bases 1 to 852 code for a protein of 283 amino acids. The record is from RefSeq and is a predicted model, not a curated record. The transcript has 4 exons. NCBI's taxonomy places the organism in Eukaryota, Metazoa, Arthropoda, Insecta, Orthoptera, Acrididae.
AUGCAUAUUCAUCAGCGGGACGCCAAGUUCGGCGCCGCCGCAGCCGACCUGACGGGGCCCCAACUUCUCUCACGCAACUCUGUGCCCGCCCCGGUCCAACUCGUUCAGGGUGAUUACUGUAAUGUGAUACACUGCAGCGCACCUGGUAGCCAAACGGGUGAUGAUGAUGAUAAUGAUGAUGAUGAUGAUGAAGAUGAUGAUGAUGGUUCUGGGGGCGGCGGCAGCGAGCGGCCGGUGGCUGAGACAGAGGACAAAGCGCCGCCUAUCGCCCAGACAGCCGCGGUGUCGGCUUUUGCGGACAGCAGAAAGCUGUGCAAAAAGCUGGAGGCCCGCGGCGGCCGGCCAGACGCCUGUGGCGCCUCUGGUCCGCCACUGCGGCUGCCGACGCUGUCACCCAGAGAUACCGGCCCUGCCGUCAGCGGGAAGCCGAGCUUCCCGGCGGCGGAGAGCGCAGCGGCGUCGGCGGCUGGAGGCAACGGCGACGCUUCGGGGGCGGGCAAGUCUGGGGGCGGCGGGGGCGGCGUGAGCAAGUCGCCGUCGUGGCGGCUGCUGCAGGCGCCCGAGCCGGGCGGCGGCCCGCACGCGCGGGGCCACAGGCACAGCUCGCCCGAGCCGCCGCCCGGCGUCGUGGACGCCGUGCUGGCGGGGGCGGGCAGCGCCGCCUGCCUGGCGCCGCCCCCGCCGCCCGCGCGCCCCGCCGCGUCGCCCACGUCGUGCGCCGGGCCCGCCACCGCGCUGCACCGGCUGGCGCGCCUCCUCAACCAGCGGCCCGCCAGCGCCGCCCCGCAGGUGCAGCUGCCGCAGCACGACCCCCACCACGAGCAGCAACGCCGCCUCAGCUGGGAGAGGUAG